AGCUGUGAGGAGCUGACAGGGACACAGGGACAGAAGGAGAGAGGUAGCAUAGGAGAGAGGAACACAGGACAUAGGGCUAAAGAAUCUAUUGGGGAGUAAAGAGAGAAAGAAUCAGGGAGAGAAGAGAGAAAGAAGAGAGAAGAAGCAGGCUAAAAAGAAAGGCAUAAGGCAAGUGUAAUAAGAGAGGGAAAGAGAGGGGAGGAGAGAAUUCAAAAUUAACUUGGAGAGCAAAAGUGAGAACAGACCUAGUGACAGAGCGAAACGUGGGAAGCAAAGAGAGAAAGAGAGGGGGAAUAAGAAAAAAGAUGGACAUAGUGUUUGCCUAAACCAGCAACCUUAGCCAAAGCUGUCACACUAAGAGACUGUCAGCCAGAGCCAAGGACACAGACAGUUGCAGUUUGGGAAGAGCACUUGGCAGCUGGCUCACCACUGGAGUCCUGAAGCUGCUAUCAAGGACAAGGACUCUGUAAUUGUGCCAAGGGGAAUAGACUGGCUCCCAGCAUCUCUAAGGAAAAGAAGUCCCUGGAUUGUGCAAGGGAACCAAGAGCCCCAAGUCCACUCACAGACAUACAACUUCUGCAUUGUGCCAGUUAGAGCACCUCCAUUCUCUGGUACAAUGCAGGGGGCAGAACACAGACCCUUACUUGGCAUUGCCAUCCUUUACUGGCUGGCCAUUCUCCCUUCCUUAGUGGAUGCCAAAGGCACAUAUUACCCACCGCCAGCCUCAGGAAGAUUCAUUCACAACCUGUAUACCUCGGGCUCCCAGCCUCAGCACUACGGCAAGCCUAUUGGGAAACACAGGAACUUGUGUAUGUAUGUUGUAGAGAAGAACGUGACCUGCACACAGCAGGAUGGAUCGGAACCAUAUAUCAAGGCCGAGUAUCUCAAAUGUGCCUGGGGACCCAAGUGUCGAGGGACCGUUGUCUAUAGGACACUCUACAGGCCUAAGUACAAGAUUGGCUACAAGGUUGUGACUGAACUACAGUGGCGCUGCUGCCCCGGACAGACUGGAGAUUCAUGCCAGGAUGGAUCCACCCCUCAGUCUGGUUUCCUGCCACCCUACCAAGGACCUAAAGCUGGCCCAGCACACAUGCCUUUCCCUCCACCCCAGAGCCCUCCAAUGUACAAUAAGCUGCAGCCAGAGGUCCUUCCAGGGGCACCCAUUCCACCAAGCAAAAAUGGCUUUGGUCGGAAGAUGGCUCCUAUAUUUGGAGAACGUCUGGACCGUGUGGAGGAAGAUGUCCGACGUCUCUCUCAGUCUUAUGAAAGUCUGCAGGGAGUGGUCACCGGUUUGGGAGAUUCCCUACGCCUUUCUAUCCAAGAGGAUACAAACAAGAUGAUUGGUUCCCUUAUCAACAGCCCCAGUUCCGCCUCACAUUCCUCUGUGGGAUUUGGUGUGAUCCCUGAUGCACUGGCUGAAGCACCCCACAUCCCUGGAGACAUCUCUGGAAGGGUAAGUGAGGUGGCUGACAUUUUGCGCACCAAGACUGAACUGCUGGAUGAGGUCAAUGGGAUGGUGCUGGGACAUGAAGCCCAACUGAAGCACCUUCUGGAAGCAGCAAAGCCAUCUCCCCUCACUUCCACUGAACUGCUGGAUCAGUAUCUAGAAGGUAAAUUAGCCGAGACCAGAGCACAACUGCUGGAAGGACUAGAGACACGUCUACAGAAUAUCCAGGGGGCAUGCGAUGUCAAGGUGCAAGCAGUGAAGAAAGAAUGCAUAGAUGGGGAGCAAGCUGCAUCUCAUAGGAUUCAGCAGGAAAUGGAUGGCAGAGAAGUGGAGAUGAGAAGGGAGAUGUCCGCUAUGAAUGCCAAAGUGAUUGGGUUUAGUGCCCCUGAAGGGUGUUGUGGAAGAAUUGAGGGUCUUAUUAAACGUGUAGAAGAAUUAGAACGUGGGUUGCGACAGCUCACUGAAGACCACCAUAGUUUGAGCCAAAAACUGGAUGUGGAGAUUGCACGACUUAUGGUAGAACCUCAAGCUAAUAUGAGGUUGGAUGACAUUGAAAGCAGAGUGAACCUUACAGAGGAAGGCGUUAGGAGGUGCUGCCAGGAAGGAGGGGAGAGUGGUCAUUUCCUGGCUGAACUGGAUGGAGUAAAAGUCUCUGUAGAUGAUAAGAUGAGAGUUCUGGAGGAGAGACUGCUCACUGCAGUGGGAGAGCUGGGCAAUGCCACAAUUCCACUGGACGGGGCUGUGAUGCCGUUGCUUGAUGCCCAGAUCUCCGAGUUGCGUAGGGAGGGUAUGGAUGGGCUUGCUACAAUUCAGGGCCGGUUGACUACUGUAGAGGAACUGUGUGCUGCUGGAUGUUCUGUGCCUGGUGGCGAGUCCAUCACUGACAUCCACAAUGAGCUUUCACAAUGCCGCGACCAGGGCCAAGACCUUCGCACCCAACUGAACCACCUAAACAAUACUAUCUUGGGCAUUCAAAGGCAUCUUGAAAUGCAGAAGGAAGAGGCCUUGCAAGGGGAAAUCACUCUCCUACAGGUAAAUCUGCGGAGUGUGGGACGUUCCGUACACGGCCUGGAGGAAACAGUUAAUAAGUACGCAGAUACUGUUGUCCAGGUGAACACCACAGCCGAGGAGCGGGGAAGCCGUCUAAACGAAGAGUUAAUUACUGUGCAAGGCCAGGUGGAGGGCCAAGGCUCCCAGAUCCGUACUGGUCGAGCACAACUACUGGGUCUACGUGGGGACAUGGAAAGGAUUAAGGCUCGACUUGCAGGGCAGAUGGGAACCUGCCAGGUCAUUGCUCGAGACCUAAAGGGGGAGGUGUCUCAAGUUGAGCGAAGGUUAAAGCAAGUGGAGGGCUCUUGCCAUGGGCAUGAAACAAACCUCUUAAGCUACUUGGAUCAUAUUAACAGUACUCUGGCCUCCCACGAGCAAGAUUUGGCUUCCCUCAGACACCAGCAGGCACCAAGCUUAGCACUGCCACCUACCACUGCUGCCACACCAGGGGCAAAAUAGCAGGAAACAACUGGGUGGACACAACAUUCUUGGGUGCCUUGAAAAGAACUAUGAGGUUAGGCACUGAUAUACACCUAUGGGGAACUGCACACAGGAGGGAACAUUAAACAACAAACCUUGAUACUGUGGUUAGUAGAUCAGACUGAGCGGACAGACCAACCUGCUGCGUGGGAGAAAGAAGAGCGUUUGGUGCUAGGGCAUUAUACAUCUAUAUAAAGGGGGGUGUCUCAGCUGUGCCUUUAUCUAUAGACUCCCACAUUGUGCUUCUCUGUCCCCCCCCCCCCCCCCCUUAUUUAUCUAAAAGUAAACCUUAAUACGCGGUGCCUUGUUACAACACUGUGCUGUUAUGUUCUUGUUUUUCUUGGGGAAUACAAUGCAAAAGGAAACUCAGAUAUAAUAACAUGUCUGGGGGAAACAAAAGAGUGACGCCGGGACUGUGCCAAGACUGGCAUGCUGGGGGCUUGCAGAUAAUAGAUCACUAUCAGCCCAUUCCGCACAUUCCCAUACUCUGUUAUUCUUUAUUUCAGGAAGACCAUGGAUGCCAAAGCCAUAGUUCUCCCGUUGUUGCUAAGCAAGGACUCCCAUCAUCCUCAGCAACGCAUGGCUAGUCAUAGGUCUGGCUAAUAAAUAGCAUUCAGCUGUAUUUCAUACCUUUCUGUGUUGCACAGGCGCCCCCUGCUGGAAUAUGGGAGAAAAUAGACAGUUGUAUGCCUAGGGGUGGCAGUGGGUUUAUUAUCCAAUAGGGUAAAGGGUGACUGACUGCUCAUUACCUGGGCCCUGGAAAAAAACCCUUUUUGUAACCUUUUCCUCUUCAGUUAUCUCUUCUUUUUUAUUAAUGGGAUUGUGCAACAUCUGAAGCAAUAUUGAGGAAUUUUAUUAAAGUUAUGUUCUUUUAACCCUCAGGAACGUAAGACUAUAUGUGCCUAAGGGGGUCUGUAUCAAUACGAAUUGCCCCUGUUUAUUCAAAGUCAUCUCCUCUGUUUAAAGGGGUUGUUUCCCUUUGAGUUAACCUUUAGUAUGAAGAAAAUUUGCAAUUGGUCUUCAUUUUUUAUUAUUUGUAGUUUUUUUUAAUUAUUUCAGUGUGUGUUCAGCAGCUCUCCUGUUUGGAGUUUCAGCAGCUAUCUGGUUGCUAGGGUCCAAAUGACCUUAGCAACCAGGGUGUGGUUUGGAUGAGAGACUGAUAUAUGAAUAGGAGAGGGGCUGAAUAGAAAAAUAAGUAUUAAAAAAUAGUUUUUUGGCUGCUGGGGUCACUGACCCCUGUUUGAAAGCUGCAAAGAGUUAUAAGAAGAAGAAAUAAUUUAAAAAAACUCUAAAAAAAAAUAAUUAAUGAAGAUCAAUUAAAAAGUUAAAGGUGAACCACCCCUUCAGAUUUUAUUGUUGCCGCUGGGUAAUUAAUAGGAGAUUCACCCAUUUCGUACAUUCCAAGUUCUAACGAAUCCCAUGUCAGUAACAGGAAUUUUGCGGAUAUGAUGUAAUGGGGCUCAUUUACAGAGGUACUAAAUUGCACGAGUACAGUUGCCAAUAGCAGCCAAUCACAGCGGUGGGUUUCUAAUGACGGCACCCAGAGGCUGCCCCCAUUCCCUGCCCCCAGCUGGGCAGUCAGUCCUUGGGCUCCAUCACCAAUUGAUUGCUAUGGGCUACUGCCCAGGUGCAAAUUUGCCCAGUCUCAGUAAUCCCAGUAAUUCCCAGUAAUUGAGCCCCAAUGUCUGUUACAUGUAACAUGCAGGCAAAGAAACAGCCUGGCUUGGCUCUGUUACCCAGCUGAUUUCUUGCAGCCAGAAAAAAACAAACAGGUUACAUUGUUUUUUAUGGAGAAAGCCACAUGGACUGCAAGUAGCUGCAAAUCACUCAUGUUAUCUUUAUACACAGAAUAUAGGUGUAGCCCUCCAGUCGUUGUCAAUUGGCAGAUGCUGGAGGUUCAAGCAACUGCAGGAAGUCGCCCAACUAGAGCACUCUAGUGCAGUCCCUUAUCUCUAACCCUGGGUUCUCUCUCCAGUCCCUGCCGGCCCAAUGCGUUACGCUUCCCCUUUAACAAAUGCACCACUGACCCAAAGAUGAACCGAGUGAAUGAGGGGUGGCAUCUCAUUUGCACAAUAAUGAAUGGGCGCUACCAAAGCUAUAAAAAGCCAGUUAUGUGAAUAUAGAGUUAUAGUGGGACACUGCUUCUGGGUGUAGAGGAUUCUGGGACUUGUAGUUCAGCAACUGCUCAGAAAUCACAGUGCAGGUGUGUGUCUGCUGGCUCGAUACCAAAGUGUCACUUGGGUCAACCUGAUGCCCCGGCAGCUACUUGGACUAGGUGCUGCGCACUGUUUAGUUGUGCCACCCCUCUCUGAUAUCAUUGGGAUGGAUCCCAUAGAACAGGCCAUACACAUACACGGGCACCUUACUAUUGCCUCCCUCAUUGGGCGCUGACCCCAGCAGCAAGGGCCAAUAAGCCUUCAUCCACCAGAAUUAUCUCCCACUAUAGCCUAUGCAUGCCCAGAUGCAAAGCUACCCUUAACAGUUUGGUUGCUAGGGUAGUGGGACCCUAGCAACCAUAUAAUCAUUUCAAUGUUAAACCUGGACAGCACCUGGAAAAAAAAAAAAAAAAGCUUCCGCUUCACAAAAUCUGAAAAAAAUACUAACAGCAAGUCACCAUAAUAUAUCUAAGGGUAUGUAUAGAGGGGCAUCAAACCCACGGCUGGGAGGCAGUGCCCCUAGGAAAUUGGCAUAUAGACUGCUGGGGGGUCACUUAGCCCCCUUAUUAGCAGGGACCCCACAAUGUCACUGCCAGUCUCUCAGGCUUGAGCAUCCAACCAGCACAGGAGCCAUGGGGUUUAUCCUGUGGGUUUUAUGAUUUGGGGUUUGUUUUUUUACAAAAAUGUUAAAUAUUCUUUGUUGAACACUAUUAAAAUGAAACGUCAGGUUUUUUUUGUAUUUUUUUGUUAAAUAUCGUUCAGUAUGAAGUGUCUCUCUGGUUUCGAAAUAAAAACGGUGGAAAUAACUGGA
Xenopus tropicalis (tropical clawed frog) is the source of this 5944-nucleotide messenger RNA. RefSeq names its product elastin microfibril interfacer 3 (gene emilin3). Gene Ontology annotation, cellular component: extracellular region. The transcript has 4 exons. The coding region runs from base 617 to 2956 and encodes 779 amino acids. NCBI's taxonomy places the organism in Eukaryota, Metazoa, Chordata, Amphibia, Anura, Pipidae. The record is from RefSeq and is a predicted model, not a curated record.